Branchiostoma belcheri (Belcher's lancelet) is the source of this 979-nucleotide messenger RNA. Its product is annotated as serine/threonine-protein kinase PLK3-like. The record is from RefSeq and is a predicted model, not a curated record. The transcript is spliced from 2 exons. Gene Ontology annotation, biological process: protein phosphorylation; regulation of cytokinesis; mitotic cell cycle. Gene Ontology annotation, cellular component: cytoplasm; centrosome; nucleus. Bases 2 to 979 code for a protein of 325 amino acids. Lineage: Eukaryota; Metazoa; Chordata; Leptocardii; Amphioxiformes; Branchiostomatidae. Gene Ontology annotation, molecular function: protein kinase activity; ATP binding.
AAUGUUCAACUGUCUGAAGUGCAUCACCAGGAAAAACAACGACGUGGAGCCUAGCUGUGACAGUGGCGUCCCAGGAUUGGCUGGAGUAAUCAAAUUAAUAGGACAGGGCGGUUUUGGAAGAGUCUACUCGGUCACCGGGGGAGGAGGCGGUGCCUUGUACGCGGUCAAAGUCGCCGAGCCACGCAACCCCAGGCAACUCCAAAGACUGGGAAUGGAAAUCCAGAUCCAUAGCUUUCUACGACACGACAGGAUUGUGAGAAUGUUGGACUGGGCGGAGACUUCUCACGGCCAGUUUUACAUCUGCUUGGAGUACUGCGAGAUGGGGUCUUUGUAUUCUUACGUGGAGCAACUGAAACAAGAGAAGAGAUACAUGGAUAGUCGGAAAAUACGGGACAUCUUCGGGCAGUUGGUAGAAGGUUGUCAGUACCUUCACGAACAGUGUAUCAUACACCGGGAUUUGAAACCGCAGAACAUUUUGCUUACGGAGAGUCUGGAUGUGAAAAUCACGGAUUUCGGACUGGCUAUCGUCAGCCCCGGUCGUCGGGCGGUGUGGGAGUCUGUGUGGGGGAGUCCCGGGUACGUGCCGCCGGAGGUGCUGGUGGAACCCCGGUACACGCCGGCCGCAGACGUCUGGGCACUGGGCUGUGUGCUAUUCUGGAUGUACGCUGGAUUCGUCGCAUUUCCGGAACGAAACCUCAAGAGCAGAAAUUAUCACAGAAAAGUUCGCCGCCUCUACACCAUUCGGAAGACCACGAGCAAAUUCGACGCUGUAGCAGUCAGGGAGCUUCUUCUGCAACUCUUGGAGGAGCAGCCCGAAGAUAGGCCUUCUUGUGACACAAUACUCAGCCAUGACUUUUUAAGACAAGGUUUUCUAGUUGACAAGGAAGUACACAAACACGACAGAUCUGUCGCAAAGAGAUACGCGUUUCGCCGUGCACCGUUUUACUUAGACUACUGGGCGGAACUAUUCGGACGUUGA